GCGGGGGGCAUGAGCGACGCCGAUGGCCGGCCAGCACCCGCGCUCGUCGGCUCUCUCACGGGUCACACCGUGAGCGGAAGCGGCGGGGCUACCAGCGACACCGAUGCCCAGGAGGAGGCGUUGGACGAGCUGCCCGCGCGGGUGAGAAGCAAGUUCCAGAAGACCAAGUAUUGCGACUUCUUCAUCAAGCGGGGGCGCUGCAGGAAGCGCCACAGGUGCAUGUUCGCCCACAGCGAGGCGGAGCUGCGCCCGCUCCCGGACCUGCGCUUCACGAAGAUGUGCCCCUCCGUGGUUGCGGGGGGAGAGUGCGCCCAGGAGGACUGCACGUACGCCCACAGCCCGCACGAGCUGCGCACGCCCGAGGCGGCGUGCCAAGGCGGCGGCCCGCUGGAGCCGCAACAGGAGCCACAGAGGCUCGAGCUGGCCGAGACGAAGAGCACAGGCAGCGGUAGCCUGAAUGAGGAGGACGAGGACCUUACAUCGCCAUGCCGGCCAGCGCCUUCAAGCGCCAGAUGA
Messenger RNA from Prorocentrum cordatum, 516 nucleotides. The record is from the annotation of a GenBank genome assembly. NCBI's taxonomy places the organism in Eukaryota, Dinophyceae, Prorocentrales, Prorocentraceae.